Salvia miltiorrhiza (redroot sage) is the source of this 737-nucleotide messenger RNA. RefSeq lists its product as uncharacterized. The coding region runs from base 54 to 509 and encodes 151 amino acids. The record is from RefSeq and is a predicted model, not a curated record. The transcript has 3 exons. NCBI's taxonomy places the organism in Eukaryota, Viridiplantae, Streptophyta, Magnoliopsida, Lamiales, Lamiaceae.
UAAUCUAUAAAGCCAUUCCAUCAUCAUAUCUCCAAAAGAAGGAUUAUUUCAAAAUGGCAUUCAGCGCCUUGAGGCAAUGCAAAACAUCAAUGCAAAGCUCGUCGCACAUCCGCGGGCUGGCCUCCGCCGCCGCUCCGAAACAAGAAGCCGCGAAAGUGGGAAUGUAUAAGAAGUUCAAGACGAGCCUGGGGCACGCGGCGGUGCCGGUAGGGAUAUUGGGCGGGGCGGUGGUGAUGGCUCUGAUGAUCGGAGUGCACACGGUGACGCAGCACUUCGUCCGGUCGCCGUUGGUUCACGUGACGAAGCAAAAUAGGGGGAGCAUGCCGGAGGUCGACCAACCGGACGCCUCCAUCCGAUCCGGCGACAACUUCGUCAACAAAUCGUUCCUCAGAAAGGUCGCCCACCUGCAGGACAAGCAGUACGGAGAGGAGAAGCUACCCAUUAAUAUAUACACGCGGUCUCGCGAAGCUGAUACCUUGCAAACAGUUGGAGUGAUUGGCAAGGACUAGUCGAAUCGUGCGUGUCGAAUGUUGAUCCAUGAAAUAAAUAAUAGCAUAUAAUCGAAUUGAAGUAGUUAAAAUUUUGAUAUUGUAAUAGGUGGUUUUUAGUUUCCGUACUAGCGUGCCCAUAUUUCACGAGAGAGAUGCUUAGUUCAAUUUGUUUUACUACUAUAUAUAUAGUACAUUAUAAGUAUGUGUGACUAAAAUUUUAUAUUUUAUUUAUUAUGUUGACAUGAA